Messenger RNA from Truncatella angustata, 262 nucleotides. RefSeq lists its product as uncharacterized. The record is from RefSeq and is a predicted model, not a curated record. The transcript has a single exon. Lineage: Eukaryota; Fungi; Ascomycota; Sordariomycetes; Amphisphaeriales; Sporocadaceae. The coding region runs from base 19 to 189 and encodes 56 amino acids.
AUAGUCAAAACUAUCACCAUGGACGGCAAGGGCGUGACAACGGCGACAGGCACGGAUAAGGCAGAGUCUGUAGCAGACGAUGUAAGGUUGAGGACUCUUGGAACGGUGCGGCUGCGACAUCACGAGACCAACGAGAUCAUCCUGAUUCCUACACCCUCCAAUGAUCCAAACGAUCCCCUUAACUGGUAAUAUACACACCGCGCUAAGAUUGAAGAUCACGCCUUGUUAACGAUGAACUAGGUCCAAGGCCUACAAGUAUUAC